Messenger RNA from Antechinus flavipes (yellow-footed antechinus), 3489 nucleotides. It is a transcript of the gene STX1B, whose product is annotated as syntaxin 1B. Gene Ontology annotation, cellular component: endomembrane system; SNARE complex; plasma membrane. The record is from RefSeq and is a predicted model, not a curated record. The transcript is spliced from 10 exons. The coding region runs from base 404 to 1270 and encodes 288 amino acids. Gene Ontology annotation, molecular function: SNARE binding; SNAP receptor activity. Lineage: Eukaryota; Metazoa; Chordata; Mammalia; Dasyuromorphia; Dasyuridae. Gene Ontology annotation, biological process: vesicle fusion; exocytic insertion of neurotransmitter receptor to postsynaptic membrane; intracellular protein transport.
CUAACCUCCCCUCCCUUCCCUUUUUCUCCCCUUCCCCCGGACUACAUCCCCCAGGCGCCCCCAGACCCUGCGUUGCGCAUGCCUCCUGCUCCCCCCACCCCGUUCUUCCCCCUCCCUCCCCUCCACCUUCCCCCCUCCCCCGCGCCUCCUCUCCCGCAUCCCUCCAUCCCUCUGCCGCAGCCGCAUCGCCACCGCAGCCUUGGUACUGCCGAGCCCGGCCCAGGCCCCUGAUCCUACCCCUGUUCCGACCAGGCUCGGUCCCCUGCCCCCUCUUCUGGGGAACCCAGGUGGCUCAGGUACCCCUCUAGUCCCCAGACUCCGGGGAACCCCUGCACCCCCGGCCCGUGCCCCCUCACAGCUUAGGCAGGAGGGAGAGACGAGGAGGAGGAGGAGCCGCCGCAAGAUGAAGGAUCGGACCCAGGAGCUGCGGAGUGCAAAAGACAGUGAUGAUGAAGAGGAGGUGGUACAUGUGGACCGGGAUCACUUCAUGGAUGAGUUCUUUGAACAGGUGGAAGAGAUCCGAGGCUGUAUUGAGAAAUUGUCUGAGGAUGUGGAGCAGGUGAAGAAACAGCACAGUGCCAUCUUGGCCGCCCCCAACCCCGAUGAAAAGACCAAACAGGAGCUGGAAGAUCUGACUGCAGACAUCAAGAAGACGGCCAACAAGGUUCGAUCCAAGUUGAAAGCCAUCGAGCAAAGUAUUGAGCAGGAGGAAGGACUGAACCGCUCUUCGGCUGACCUUCGUAUCAGAAAGACCCAGCACUCCACACUGUCCCGGAAGUUUGUGGAAGUGAUGACUGAAUAUAAUGCAACACAGUCUAAGUACCGAGACCGAUGCAAGGACCGGAUCCAGCGGCAACUCGAGAUCACUGGAAGGACCACAACUAAUGAGGAGCUGGAGGACAUGCUGGAGAGUGGAAAGCUGGCCAUCUUUACCGAUGAUAUCAAGAUGGACUCACAGAUGACUAAGCAGGCUCUGAAUGAGAUUGAGACAAGGCACAAUGAGAUCAUCAAGCUGGAGACCAGUAUCCGGGAGCUGCAUGACAUGUUCGUAGACAUGGCCAUGCUUGUGGAGAGCCAGGGGGAGAUGAUUGACCGAAUUGAGUACAACGUGGAACACUCUGUGGACUAUGUGGAGCGGGCUGUGUCCGACACCAAGAAAGCCGUGAAAUAUCAGAGCAAGGCCCGCAGGAAGAAAAUCAUGAUCAUCAUCUGCUGUGUGGUGCUGGGGGUGGUGCUUGCGUCGUCCAUCGGGGGGACGCUGGGCUUGUAGACCUGUCCCCUCACCUUCCCCUCAUCUCCCCAAGACCCUCUCAUCAGAAUGGGAGCAAUACCCCUCCCCCGGUCCAUCCAUUCCUCCACCCCCGGCUUCCCCCAGCCCCAAUUCCUUCUUCCACUCCAGCCUCAGCCCCUAAGACUGGAUCCAGGCAGCCCCUUCCCCGCCCCCUCCCCACAAUGCGGACCCGAACAAUUCCCUCCCACCCCGGGGUGGGACCCCUCCGCAUGUAGAUUACAGCAGGCAUGAGCCCCCGACACCUGCCUCUCCCCACACAGGCCUAGCACCAGGGGCCACAUGCUGGCGAUGUGUAGGGCGGGCGCGGGUGUGCUGGGGGGGCGUGCACGCUGGACUCCCCCACCCCCCCGCCCCGCCCCCGUGUCUGCCUGAGCUGUUGUCCGCGUGGUGGCCGAGCGCAUCCCUCCCUCCGCCCUCCCCGUGUGCGUGCGUCCGGUGCAGACUGCGGGGGCUCCGAGAGCAGGGGAAGGGGCGGGUGGGCGCGGCUCGGGCGGCGCUGGCCGGGUCUGUGUGAGGGACGCUCCCGCGCGGGCCCGAAGCUCACGAACCGUAGCGGAGCCUGUGAGCGGCUCCUUCACCGGGAUGCCCGUCAGUCGGGGGCCGGGGCAUGUGUGCGCUGGCAGUGUACAUAGCGUGACUGGUGUGUACCCAGAGACCUUUCUCCCCAGCCAGGUGUAUCCUUCCUGCUCUGUUUACCCAGCCCGUGUGUAGAUACCUUUUGUCUUUGUUGUAUUGCCGGUCUUUGUUUAAGCAGUAUGAGAACCCACACACCUACACACACACGCGCACGCAAAUAUUCCUCUCCUAGAUGUACAUAAGUUACCUCUGCAUGUGUGUGCAUGCUCCCACACACGGUUACCUCCCGGAGGUGUGUGCGGAGUGUGGUCGUGCGUCCCCCCGGCAGAGCCCACCGCGCUGUGUAUAUGGCAUCUGUUUGUGUGGGCACAGAGAUAUAUAUUUCUAUAACAUAUCUAUCCAUAUUUGCGUGUGUGUAUGUGCGUACAUGGUGUGUAUAGAACCCGUUCCGUAUUACCUACACACAUUAUAUUGAUCAGCACAGCUGUGUGUCCUGUAUGGGUCUGUGUGCAUCUGUGUUUAUCGGAGAUCGUCCCCCCUCCCCUCCCUCUCCCUUCCCUCUUCCCUCUCCCUCCUUCUCCUCUCCCUUCUUCUCCCCCUCUCCCUCCUUCUCCCCCUCCUCCUCCACUUCCCCCUCCUCCUCCUCCACUUCAGGUUUGCACAAGUUCACGUAGAGAUGCAAGCACAGAUACAGAGUCGUGCAAACCUUGUGCAACCAGGCGACUUGCCCCAAGGUUGUGAAUCCUCCGCCCACUCACCGCCAGUUUGCUCUUUGCACCGAUUCUGCCUCUAGCCUUCAUGUUGGUGCAUACAGAGGCCCUGACCCCUCAGAGCCGGCAGGGCCCUGACCUGGGUGGCCGCAUAACAUACACACACGUGCUCCCACGUGCAUGUACCCAAACAUGCAGACACACAAGCCUCAUUUAUCCGAGAGAGCCUGGGGAGAUGGUGGGUGCGCAUUGGACAUCCUUCCUGGAGCCUGACAGAGCUAAAAGAAGGCAGGGGGCCCCUGCAAGCAGGAUUUCUUCCCGUCCCUGAGGCCCAGCUUCUCCUGUGCCCUCUUUAGGGCGCGCUGCUUUCGUCUCCUAGGCCCAAGACCCUGUUACUGCUGUGCCCCAUACUUAUUCCCUCUGUGUUUCAGUAACAUGGACCUUGGCCGCCAUCCACAGCAGAGCUCAACAUGUCCUGAGAUGCACUCAGCCUAUGCUCGAGCUCCAUAGUUAGUUUUUGAGCCAUGAAGCUAUUUAUUUUGCUUUGUAUUUGUCUCUGUUGCAUCAGGACUACUGUAUUCCCUGUAUAUCAACUGCCUUUGUUCUAAGGCCAUGCCUGGAACAUAGAAAGAUUCACACAAAGGUUGGAGUUUCCUUUUCUCCCCUUACCUCCUCCCCCCUCCACCGUUCCCUGAAUUAAGUGGGGGCUGCCCAGGAAGUGCAGCUAGACUCUUCAUACUCGAGGUGCAGCUAGGGCGGCGUGGGGGUGCCUUCACUCAGGGCCUUGUUUAGGUCGGCAUAGCCUGGGAGCCCACGACAGUUCAGCCUGGCUCUCCACACUUGGGGGCCCCACAGUCCUCUCCCUGGGUGGAGAGAGCCAGGCUGGACCUCCGAUUUGGUAGCAAUAAAUAA